AUGCCCGUCAAAUCAUUAGAGUCGUACCUUUUUGAAAGAGGGCUUGUAGGCUCGUACCCCAUCGAAUACUUGAAGAAUGCGGUGCUUGGAAUUGAUGUGAAUCACUAUGCAUCCAGGUUGUUGACGAGUAAACGGGAACAAUAUUUGGACGCCAUUGGUGGGUUCCCGACAAGCUUAAGGAUGUACUUAGAGAGCGAUUUGAAAGUUUUCAAAGAGUUUAAUAUAACGCCACUCUUUGUGUUCAAUGGGAGUUUGGUCAGCACUCAGUUAGAGUCCUCUGGAAUUUUGAGUGGGAACGCUGACGAGGCAAACGCUGUUACAGUGAACGCAUCCGCUGUAAAUUCACAUAACUCUUCAAUGAACUCUGCGAAUCAGUUUACAAAGGAGAAUAAAGAGUCAAUCUUCAUUCAGAGACACAAGGGUUGGACUCAAUGGAACAAUUUAGUGACAAGCAACAAGGACUCGUACAUCGAUCAGCCUAUUCAACCUCAAGAGGCGUUUAGAUACAAUACUAUCAUUGAAACUAAGAGGUUUCUCUCUGAUUUGAUUGCAUACUUCAUUGACCAUGAUAUACUCUAUCAAGUGGCUCCUUAUUGUUCAUGGGCGCAACUGUCUUACCUUCUGACGAAUGGUAAUAUUGACGCAAUCUAUGGUCCAACCGACUGCUUGAUGUUGAAUAAUGUUCAGAAAUUCAUUCUCGGGAUGGAGUUUCCAAACAAAGAAUUCCGGUUCAUCGAUAAAGCUAGAGUUUUAAGAGAGUUUGGCUGCUCUCAUGAAGAAUUUGUGGACAUUGCAAUGGCUGUAGGAAAUGACCUGCAGCCAUUUACCUUACCGCCUUUACAAAUUUAUCCCGCUGUACAACUGUUUGAGUUCGCGUUAGAAAUGGUCAUCAGUACAGGCACAAAUUUUUAUGCUUAUCAGCUUUCUAACCCGGUGAGAAAUGAAAGUCUGGAUUGUGUCGAUAAAUACAGAAAGGGAGUUUCUGCACUUCAUUACAUGCCUGUGCUGAAGGAUACUGGUAAGGUCGAGAUUUUCAUAGAGCCAGAAACUGCGUCGAAUGAGGGCGACUCUCCCAAACAAUCCCAAACUUAUUCGACCGGCAAUGUGACUGACAUUCCUGAAGACAUUUCUUCACCAAGACCUAUUCCCUCCGAUGUGCACGACUUCAUCGCUCAGCAGCUACCUUCUGAAUAUUACUUUUACAAAUCAUUGGGCCUCAUUAGUGGAAAAUUACUUGAUACAAUUUCAACUGGCAUCUACCCUGAAGAACCACCGUUAGAUCACGGAUCUACAAAUUCCUAUAGAAAGCUGGUCAAGGAUUCCGUAGAAGUCUUUAAAAAUAAUGAGAUCAAUCUAUUAACUCAACCUAUAAACAGAUACUAUCAAAUAAAGCCGAUUAAACAGGUAAAAUGGUUUGCAAAAGAUGAUCCUGUCUCUAUCACAAAUAGAAUGACUCCUUCCACUUUUGAGAAAAUUAAUCAUUUAGUGGUCAAAACAGACCUAAAGGAUAAGAGCUUCUCCAUCUCAGAAUUCAUCAAUUUAAUUGAAAAUUCAAAAGAUUUAGCAGAAGAUUUUAUAUCUGAAAAAGUCCUAUUUCCAAACUCGGUUUCAGCAGAUAAGAAGCUAAAAACUUCUUUUGACUUAUUGUCCACAAGUUUUUUGAGGGAUGCAUACAUCCUCGGAUUCUUCGAGUACAACUUAAAUAAAAAACUUUUAAAACCGACUGUCUGGGGCUCCAUUUUACUUCAAUUCAACAAAUUAUCAAUUGAUCCUGAAUAUCACGAAGCAUUUUUUGUUCUGUUAGUUUUUUUCAAAAUGAAUGUGCUAUCUCUGUCUGAGGACACUCAGCCACCUGCACCUUCCUCAUUAUCUCAAGCAACUCUACGUUCAUAUCCUCGGGAAUCUUUGUACAUCCUGGUAAUAACACGUAUUCUGACUUUGUUCCAAGUUGAGCAAAAACCAACUAACUAUUAUGGUCCAGUUGAUAAAAAAACCUUAAUUUUCAGAGACCAUUUAGAUUUUGUUAAAGAAAACCUGAAAGAACUCUUUGAGGCAGUCACUGUAUCGUCAUUGACCUCCGGGGAAUUUGACCGUUUAUCUAUUGAUAAUUCUGGAUGGCAAAAAAACAUCGUGAGGAAUCUUCCAUUUAAGUUAAGCACUCCUAGCACUGUGAUGGCGAUGAUGUGGGAAUUCUUUCUUCAAAAAUAUCUACACAAUGGAAAUGCAAAAGCAGAUGCUUUUUCUUUGGUGGUUACAGAAUUUAGCACAUUCAAAUCUGUUCCUAAUUUGAACGAGCAAUUUAUGAAGAGCCAAGACUUCUUGACACAAUGCUCUGCUCUGUUGAAUGCGCUAGCUGCCUCAAAGUUGAUAAAAAGCGAAGAUGCUUUUUUGUUUGCAAAAGCUGUUGAAUAUAGCGGAAAAGCGAUUAUGGACUGA
Messenger RNA from Zygotorulaspora mrakii, 2436 nucleotides. It is a transcript of the gene MKT1, whose product is annotated as Mkt1p. Bases 1 to 2436 code for a protein of 811 amino acids. Lineage: Eukaryota; Fungi; Ascomycota; Saccharomycetes; Saccharomycetales; Saccharomycetaceae. The transcript has a single exon. The record is from RefSeq and is a predicted model, not a curated record. Gene Ontology annotation, cellular component: nucleus. Gene Ontology annotation, biological process: DNA double-strand break processing; DNA recombination; mismatch repair. Gene Ontology annotation, molecular function: 5'-flap endonuclease activity; 5'-3' DNA exonuclease activity.